AUGGUUAAAAAAUCACCCACUACUAAAAGAAAAUUGAACAAUGAUAGUGAUAUUGAAGAGGCAAAACCUGCAAAGGAUUCACCUAUCACCUCAAAUUUAACCAAUAAAAAGGCUAAACUUAAUGCUGAACAAAUUCAACAAAAAGAGAAUUGCGCUAAAGCUCUAAACAGAAAUCAUACUAGAAGAAAUACAUAUCCAGUUGAAAACGACAAUAGCAAUGGUAAUUCUGAAGCCAACAACCACGAUAUCAAACCCUCAAAGUUGACAGGAAAUACUACUCCAAAUUCAACCAAAGAUAAAAGAAUUACAAAAGUCGACAUAUUAAAACAUUCAAAAACCAUGCAAAGUUUGAUUUUGAAUUUACAAUCAAUCAUCAAUGAUUUUCCAAAUGAAAAUGAAAUCGAAAAAGUUCGACAUGAUAGUAAACCUUUAGAUUAUUUGUGUUCAAGCCGUAAAGAAUUCUUGAUGGGCGUAAAAUUAAAAACUUAUUAUUCACUUGGUAAGUUGAGUUUAUUCGAUGAAAUUAUUAAUCUUGAAACAUUCAAAUCCUUAGGUGAAGAAGACGAAAUAAUAAUCUCGGAUUCAGAUGAUGAGUUUGUUAUAGAUAUACCUGACCAAGAAGAUAAAAGUGCCAUCAAAAGCCAGUUUAAUCCAAAAAAGGAAUUAUUUGUAUUUGAAAAUGAGAGCAAAAACAAAGAUAAUGAUAAUAGAGUCAAUAGCAAAAACAAUAAUAGCACAAAUGAUAAAAAUGAUAAAAAAAGCAAAUCUACUGAUAUCUUUCCACCAGUUAUCCCCAAACUUGAAGACAACAGAAUUUAUAAAUUAAUCUAUUCUAUGCCUGAUAACAAGAAUCAGAAGGACAGAGAAUGGAGAGAAAAUACUUUGGCAAUUGGAUUAAAUUAUUUUAACACCAUGACAAUUUCAAUUAUUAAAAAAAUUCCUCAUAUAAAAUUCGAAGAGAUAUUAGAUAUAAGUGCAAAAAUAAAUUUCCAACUGUGUUUAAAUACAUGGAGCAAAUUUUAUAAUUUUUCUACCAAAGAUGAGUUUUUAUGUUAUAUUGGAGGUUUGCUAAUUCAAGAAGACCAAAAUAAUUUUUUUAAAACUAAAGAAGUUAAGAAUUGGUUAAAUGUAUUAAUUACCAAAGAAAUUGAAGACUAUAAAAAGGCUAAGAAUGGCGAAAAUAAUCAUGUUUUGGAGAAUAAAGGCACAGUUGAAGGAAAUAAACAAGAAAAUAUUUUCUCAACUUCUCCAAACCACGAUAAUACUCUUAAUAUAACUAAUAACAAUUCCACUGCAAAUGAUAAUUUUACAAGCGAAAGUGCUGGCAGUGCCACUACUCUAAGCAAUAACAGUUUUUAUAAUCAAUGCUCUGAUGCCAAUAAUCUUCAAAGUAGAUAUCUAGAUAGCUAUGCAGAAAGCUCAAAUAACAAUACUAUUAAUAGUAAAAUUUGCAAUGAAGAGAAAUACGCAGGAAAUUUUAAAGGAAUUAAUGCUUUUGAUAACGAUGAAAUUAAUGUGAAAGGUCUACAGGAUAAAACCGCCAAAGCUAGAUUAUAUGGAUUAAUUGGCACUCCAAAAAAUUCACCCAAGUAUGAUAUUUUAGAAUAUGGUAAUAUUUUUGACAAACAGUUCAAAGUUUCCUGCAAACUAAAUGAUCAGAUAUUGGGUAUUGGUAUUGGCAAAAACACCAAAGAAGCUGGAAUUAGAGCAGCAAUGAUCGCGUUGAGAGAACAAGAACGUAUAUUUCGUCAGAGAUAUAAUCCGUGUAACAGUAAUGUAUCAGAAUCAAAUAAUGAUUGCAAUCAUGCUUCCAACAUGAAUGACUUCAAUCCUAAUAAUAUGGAAGAUAUAUUUACCUUGAAAUCUUACAUCACUAAAGAAGUGAUAAAUGACAACGAAUUUGAUGUUUAUAACGUACUACCUAUCAGUGAAGAUUUUAUUGACUACUCAGCAAGAGAAAAAUUAUACACAAUUAUCAUGAAUAUCAAAAAGGUCAGCAUACCUCCAAGAUACGAAAUAAAUAAAAUUGGUGCUAAUUUUAUCCAAUCCACUUUUGUCUUGAACAACAUUCCCAUAGCUAAAAGUAUUGGUGCAAAUAAGAAAAAAGCCAGUCAGGUUGUUGCUAUGUUUUUAUUAAAAAAUCCAAAAGUUUUAAAUAGAUUCAAUAAAUAA
This is a messenger RNA of Ascoidea rubescens DSM 1968, 2172 nucleotides long. RefSeq lists its product as uncharacterized. Gene Ontology annotation, molecular function: double-stranded RNA binding. The transcript has a single exon. Lineage: Eukaryota; Fungi; Ascomycota; Saccharomycetes; Ascoideales; Ascoideaceae. The coding region runs from base 1 to 2172 and encodes 723 amino acids. The record is from RefSeq and is a predicted model, not a curated record. Gene Ontology annotation, biological process: rRNA processing.